Messenger RNA from Zingiber officinale, 992 nucleotides. Its product is annotated as two-component response regulator ORR5-like. Bases 14 to 469 code for a protein of 151 amino acids. Gene Ontology annotation, biological process: phosphorelay signal transduction system; cytokinin-activated signaling pathway. Lineage: Eukaryota; Viridiplantae; Streptophyta; Magnoliopsida; Zingiberales; Zingiberaceae. The transcript is spliced from 5 exons. The record is from RefSeq and is a predicted model, not a curated record.
CGGAGGGCGGAACAUGCGAGAUCGAUAUCCUGCUUGUUCAAUCAAUUGGCUCGUCGUUGAUCGGAGAGCUGCAAUGUCGUCGCCAGCGAGAGGGGAGACGGAGGCGAUCCAUGUGCUGGCGGUGGACGACAGCUCGGUCGACCGGGCGGUCAUCGCGGGGCUUCUCCGGAGCUCCAAGUACCGAGUCACGGCUGUGGACAGCGGUAAGAAAGCGCUGGAGCUAUUGGGAAUGCAGGAACCGAACGUGAACAUGAUCAUUACUGAUUACUGGAUGCCAGAAAUGACAGGAUACGAACUUCUCAAGAGAGUCAAGGAAUCCUCCAAGUUGAGAGAAAUCCCCGUGGUCAUAAUGUCAUCUGAGAAUGUUCCCAAUCGAAUCAACAGGUGUUUGGAAGAAGGAGCAGAAGAUUUCUUGUUGAAGCCUGUGAGGCCAUCUGAUGUAUCUCGUUUGUCCAGCUGGAUCAGAUAGCAGCUGGAGAAGGCAGAGGAGGACGAAAGAUGAGUCUCCUGUCGACACAAUUUUCCUCAGCUUUGCCUUCGUUUAGAAAUGAAUUCUUUUGUUUCUUCUUUAAAUGAACAAGGAACUGUGAUCAUGGAGGUAGAUCCUCAUCAUCUUCCAUGAUGUCAUCUUUUGCUUUCAGAUGUAAACAUGCUUCGAGCAAGCAUUUCAAUCCAAUGCCAUUCCGAUUCAUCCCUUUCUGGGGCUCCUGUUGUUGUGUGGGAUUCUGAAGGGGAAAAGGUCUUCUUGUUGCCCAAUGGGUGCGGUAUAGUUGGGUUAGUAUAAGAGUUUGAAUUUCAUAUUUGAGUCGAUUUUUUAAUGUGUUUAAGUGAUGCUCUGGAUUUAUCACCCAGAUAAAUUAGGAAGAAGAUGAAGGAGAGUUUUAAAGCAAUGGUAAAUAAUAGUCUUAUAAGAUUGUCCGGGACUAUAUGUCGGUAGGAGUUUUGUGUAUCUUUUAUAAAUUAAGAAAAGAUCGUCUAUUUUUUAAAAUUAA